Molecule: messenger RNA, 709 nt
Organism: Salvia splendens (bonfire salvia)
Lineage: Eukaryota; Viridiplantae; Streptophyta; Magnoliopsida; Lamiales; Lamiaceae
Product: pectin acetylesterase 8-like
Exons: 6
Coding region: 1-633 (210 amino acids)
Biological process (GO): cell wall organization
Cellular component (GO): plant-type cell wall
Molecular function (GO): pectin acetylesterase activity
Source: RefSeq, a predicted model, not a curated record
AUGCCAUUGAUUAAUUUUGUUUGGCUCACUAGAGAGCAUUUUAUGGGAGCUGAUUGGAGAGAAGCUUUCUUCUUUAAUGUGAUAUCAGCACAUGGUUUGACGAAUAUGUUACCCACAUCAUGCACAUCCAAAUUUAGCUCAGCUCUGUGUUUAUUUCCUGAAACUUUGGUCCCAGAUAUCCAAACCCCAUUAUUUUUAAUCGAAUCAGCAUUUGACUCAUAUCAGAUAUCACAAAAUGUGUUCUCUCCGAGUGAUACUAGCCUGAGAUGGAUCAGUUGCACCCAUAACUUGAUGUUUUGCAAUUGGACUGAUAUAAAAAUAAUGAAAGAUUUUAGGUACACAUUCAUAAAUACGCUGAAAAGUACAAUUAAGAAUAGCUCAUCAAGGAGAGGCUAUUUUGUACAUAGUUGCUACCAACAUGGACAUAUGGAAUACAAACGCAGAUCGACAUGCUCAUCGUUUGUUGGAAACGGACUUGCUAACAAAACGAUAGCACAAGCUGUGGGAGAUUGGUUUUUCGACCGGAGCGAGUUCCAGGAGAUGGACAUGCUCAAUGACUUGCCACGGAACUGCACUAGCUUCGACGACCAACCUACUUUGGAGAAAAAGUGUAGGGAUUAUAUUCAUCAUUAGAUGCCAUGAAUUGAUAGUUUGUGAAUUUGAAUUUCUAUUUUCAAUUAUGAAUGAAGGGUUAAAGUUUUCAGUUAAA